Eimeria tenella is the source of this 4542-nucleotide messenger RNA. Its product is annotated as Large protein with a UBR1-like ring finger related treble clef, related, related. The record is from RefSeq and is a predicted model, not a curated record. Lineage: Eukaryota; Apicomplexa; Conoidasida; Eucoccidiorida; Eimeriidae. Gene Ontology annotation, biological process: protein ubiquitination; ubiquitin-dependent protein catabolic process. Gene Ontology annotation, cellular component: cullin-RING ubiquitin ligase complex. Gene Ontology annotation, molecular function: ubiquitin protein ligase binding. The transcript has 9 exons. Bases 1 to 4542 code for a protein of 1513 amino acids.
AUGUUGUUCGGGGGCUGCGGCUCUGGGGCGGCGGGCGCUGCUCCUGCUGCUGCUGCUGCUGCUGCUGCUGCUGCGGGCAGGGGCCCCCCGCUGCGCUCCGCGCUGCAGAGCGCAAUGAGGGGCCUCAGCUACGUCGGGGCCGAAGGACUUUCUGAAGAAGAGGCGGAGAGAAUUUGGAUUUAUUUGCGAGAGGCUUUUGGCCAGAUCUUUCGGCACAACGCCGCUUCGCUUUCCUUCGAGGAGCUCUACCGGUACGCGUACACGCUGGUGCUGCACAAGCGGGGCCAGAAGCUGUACGAAGGAACUUACUUGUGCGUGCAGCAGCACUUGGAAACUGUUGCAGAAGAAAUUCGAAACGAAAAAGAUGAAACAGCUUUCAUGGAGGCCCUCAUCAACAGUUGGAAACACCACUCCGUUAAUAUGCGGCUCGCCAGCGACGUUUUGAUGUAUCUCGACAAGAACUUCGUGCCCAGCCACGGGCUGACUCCGGUGUACACGAUGGGUUUGAAUUUGUUUUUUCUUUUUGUUUUGAAAGACAAAUUCAUCAGACCCAGGUUUCGCGCCUUUCUCAUGGAAAAGAUCAAACAGUACAGAGACGCGGAGGGGGAGGGCGUGGAGCUGGGUCUGGUGCGGGGCUUUGUGGAAUUACUUUCGAAUUUGUCUUUUAAUUUGAGCCGGCCAGUUUACAAAGAAGAAUUCGAAAAUCUUUUUUUGAAAGAAACGAAAAACUAUUAUUCCAAAGAGGCCCAGCAGUGCGCCCAAAACUCCACCGUCGCCGAGGCAGAACUACCGCUGGACUUGUCAGUAGUAUUUGCUGCGGGUCGCCGCAGCAGCAGCGCGGAGCCCCCGACAGACACUUUCACCUACAGCAGCAGCAGCAGCAGCAGCAGCAGCAACGGCGGCAGCUGCGUGUUGGGUGAGUCCCCAACGGAGGUGUCGGAGUACAUCCAGCAGCACCUGCAGGGCUUCCUGCUGCUGCUGCUGCAGCUGCUGCAGCCGCGGAAUUCCCUGUUUCAGCCCGAAGGAGAAAUGCUGCGCCAUUUGCUGCGGCACCAACUCAUGAGGGGCCCCCAGCCCCACAGCGCGCUGCAGGACAUUAUUUGCUGGCCCUACAGGCAGCAGCAGCAGCAGACGCAGCUCGUUGACGAGGUCCUAGCUGAGAUCAGCAGCUACAGAGCAGCAAAAGACAUGGCCCCGGGGCAGUUUGUGCUGCUGCCGCAGCAGUGGCAGUACUAUGACCCUCACUGCAGCUUUUUUUCGUGGGCAGAGUACGAGCAGCUGGAAGAAGAAUUUGCUGCUGCAGCGAAACAAAACAAGUUGCUGCUGCAGCAGUGGCUGCCUCCGGCGCCGCUGUCGCCGCCGCUGCCUCAGGUGUACAGACAGGGCUUCUUCAGAUUUGCGCUGAGUGCAGCAGUCCGCUGCGUGGUCUUUUUGCUGCUGCUGCAGCAGCUGCUGCUGCAGCAGCAGGACUCCAGGUACCUCUACCUCACUCUUUCCCUGCUGCUGCGCCUCAUGGCCCUCGAGGCCCAGGCGCAGCAGCAGCUGCCUCCCGAAGAGCUGCAGCGCCUGCAGCAGCGGCAGCAGCAGCAAGACGCCCUUGUCGCCUUCUUCCGCGCGAACCCACGCAUUGCCAGGAGCCUGGCAGCAGCAGCAGCAGCCCACCAGCAGCAGCAAGCAGCAGCAGCAGCAGCAAGCGCUGCUGCUGGCGAGUCCCCCUCCUUCCCCUCCGCCCAGACCCCCACCCCCGCCGCGGCCCCCAGCAGCAGCAGCCCCAGCAGCAGCAGCAGCAGCAGCAGCAGCAGCAGCAGCUUGAGCGAGAGCACGCUGGCUGCUGCAGUGGAAGCAGCAGAACUGGGGCUGCUGAGUGUGGAGGCCUCGCGGCUAGAUGUCUUAAAUGCUUCGCGGUGGGUCGGCAGCAGCAGCACGGAGUUGCUGCUGCGCUGCUUCACUCUGGUGCAUGCAUGGACUGGGGCGGGGCCCGAGGAGGAGAGCAGCUUCCGCAGCAGCAGCCACGCGGCCCUCGACCUCAGCAGCAGCAGCAGCAGCAGCAGCAGCAGCAGCAGCGGGGGGGGCGAGGAGCUGCUGCACGAGGUGGCUGUCGAAGACGCGGACAUCAUGGGGCUCAUUCGCUUUGGAGCCAAGGGGACGAACAGCAGCAACCAAAGGCAACAGCAGCAGCAGCAGCAGCAGCAGCAGGAAGAGCAGCAGCAGCAGGAGUCAAGUGCUGCGGCUGCUAUUGCUGCUGCAAGGCGCGCAAGGGAUGCGUUCGUAUACUCAAGGCGGCAAGCCGCAGCUGCUGACCAGAGAGAUCAGCAGCAGCAGCAGCAGCAGCAGCAGCGGGAGCUGCCAGAGCCCAUGGACGCUGAGGAAGGUGGGCCUCCUCCUUUCGCUUCUCCUACGGGAAGGGAGCAGCGGCAGCAGCAGCAGCAGCAGCAGCGACGUUUCGGUCCAUCGCAGCAAGACCCGCAGCAGCAGCAGCAGCAGCAGCAGCAGCGGGAAGCAGCAGCAGCAGCAGCAGACAGCGAGAGGUUUGCUGCUUGGCUGCGGCGGCGGUUGCGGCUGUUUUCUGCGUGGCCGCUCAACAGCAAAGUGACAGAGGGACUUCUUGAGUGUCUUCCGCCAGAGACGAGGCAGAGCAGCAGCAGCAGCAGCAGCAGCAGCAAUCCUCCAACCCUAGUGCAGAUAUCUGACACUGGGGUGGUGCUGCAGGACCUCACGGAGCAGCAGCAGCAGCAGCAGCAGGGGAUCCCAGACCCGAUCGACCUCGCGAGCGAAGCCUACGAGAAGUACUUGGGAGGUGUGCAGCAGCAGCAGCAGCAGCAGCAGGAACAGGAGCAGGAGCAGGAGAAGGAGCAGGAGCAGCAGCGGGAGCAGCAGAAAGUAGAGGCGGGCACAGUCGGCAGCAACAGACUCUCGCCGGAUUCUCCAUCAGCAGCAAACAGCCCGAUUUACUCGGGCGCUGCUGCUGCUGCUUCUGCUGCUGCUGCUGCUGCUGCUGUCCCUGAGGCAGAGUGGCUGUGGAGCCGCAUAUUUCUUCAGGAAGAGGACAGCAGCAGCAAAAUAGAAGAACGCGGCCAAGAGCUGGAACAGCAAGGCCCCCAGGAGUUCGAAGCAAGACUUCUGCGGCGGACGCUGCAGCUGCUGGGCCUGGCGACGGAGCGGCAGCAGCAGCAGCAGCAGCAGCACGGGGAGGCAGCAGACGCGGAGAACAGGCGGCGAACGCAGCAGCAGCAGCAGCAGCAACAACGGGCCCAAGACAUUGAGGUCAUAAGGCUGCGGGAGCGCAUCCUGGAGGCAGCUGAAGACACCAGCAGCAUCAGCAGCAGCAGCAGCAGCGACAGCAACAGCAGCGGCUCUCCGAGGAUCCCCGAGGACGGCGGAGAGCCAGCAGCAGCAGCAGCAGCAGCAGAGCCUCUAAGGAGAGGAAGCAGCGACCUGACUUCGUUGUCUGGCACGAGCUCUUUCUCGCGGAGAGACAGCAACAGCAGCAGCAACAGCAACAGCAGCAGCAACAGCAGCAGCAGCAGCGCCGCGCCUUCGCCUGCAGUCUCGCGUCUGCUGGACCCGGACACAGCCGCGUCUGCUGCUGCUGCAGCAGCAGGUGAAGAGGAGGCAGCAGCAGGAGCAGCAGCAGCAGCAGGUUCCCCCGCCUCCGACGCAGCAGCAGCAGGUGCCCCUGGCGCGGCCGCAACAGCUGAGCCGGCGGCAGCAGCAGCGACCCCAGCAGCCCCAGCAGCAGCAGCAGCAGCAGCAGCAACCCCAGCAGCAGCAGCAGCAGCAAGAGGCCAAGCCCGAGACCCCAGCCACUCUGUGGGGGCUUAUAUUUUCCAUGUUAUGCUAGCAGGGACUCAGGGGGUGCAGCGGCCGCUGCUGUCGCUGCAGCAAGUUGCUGCUGGUGCUGCUGCUGCAGUGCAGGCCAACCGCGCAGCAGCAGCAGCAGGCGUGGAGGACCCCGCAGACCUCGUCACGCGCGCUGCUGCUGCUGCUAUUGCUGCAGCAGCGCCAGCAGCAGCACAGACUCCGCAGCAGCAGCAGCAGCACAAGGUCAUCUACCGCCGCUGCUCCAAAGCCCCCAAGGAGUUCCCCUUCGUCAUCAAAUUCAGUUUGCUGCAGGUGCUGUACGGCAUGCGGAAGAGCGCGCGGUUUGAGCCCCACUGGAGGCAGCUAGAUUGGGUGCUGCAGUCAGCAGCAAGAGAUCCCCGUGUUGCUGCUAAGCUGAAGGCUUGGAGGGCAGCAGCAGCAGCAGCAACAGCAGCAGCAGGCCAGGGGAGUCCUGCUGCUGCUGCUGCGAGCCAGGCAGCUGCAGGAACAGCAGCAGCGGAGGCAGAGGAGGCGCAGGCGGAAGAGGCUGCAGCAGCAGAUGCAGCAGCAGCAGCUGCUGUCUCCCCCAGCCGGAGUGGAGACUCCCAGCUGCAGCAGGAGCAGCAGCAGCAGCAAAUCUCAGAAGAUGCAGCAGAAGGCCGAGGCAGCGAAUGGCGAGAGGCGGCGCGGCGGCGGCAGGCGCUGGUGCUUGCUGCUUUCCGGAAGAAGCAAGACAGGUAA